AUGCAGCAGUUUCGGUCAGAGCAGCCAGUUUCCUUCUGCUGGGGACAGAGCGAAGAGGAAGCCAUACGGCCGAUGCCCCCUGCGACCGGGCUGGCAAACCCAGCAGCGCAGCCGGGCCGGUGGUUCCAUUCCCGCCUCCUCCCUGGGCCCUGCAACAUGCGGACGCCGUCGGUGAUGAUCGUGGGCCUGGUGCUGAGUCCCUGCGGCCUGCUGCUGAACCUGGUCAGCACGCUGACUCCCUGCUGGAGGCAGGUGAGCCGAAUAUCCGGCAAGCCCAUUGACGUGAUCUAUCAGCAGGGCAUCUGGGAGCUCUGCCAAGAGACCCAGAGCACCAGCCAGCGCCAGUGCGGCCUGGCUGACGAACUCGGCUACUUCCCCACGCAGCCGGUGCAGGUGGCCAAGGGGCUGAUGGUCUCCUCGCUGGUUGUGACUUUGGUGGGGCUGGUGGUGGCGGCUCUGGGGGUGCGCUGCUGGCAGGAAGAGCCCCACUACCUGCUGGCAGGCCUCUCUGGCCUGAUAUUCUUUGCCUCCGGGCUGAUGAGCCUCAUCCCUGUCUCGUGGUACAACCACUACCUCAGCGCCCUGCCUGCGCCCGCAGGCAGCACCCUGGAGGUGGGCUACAGCCUGGUGCUGGGCUACCUGGGCAGCUGCCUGGAGCUCAUCGGGGGCUUCUCCCUGGCACUCAGCCUCCACCAGGGCUGCCAGGAGUGCAGGAGAAAGAAGACAACUACCAAAUAUCCCCACCGCAGCCAGCCGGGCCCCGCCACUGUAUCUUCCAGAGACUCCAUGCCCCGUAGCCAGAAGCCGGCUCCCAAGUCCUUCAGCAACCCCGUGGAUGUGCUGGAGGGAGAAAGAAGCUUCAGCCGCUCCCUGCCCUGCGACUCAGACUUAUAGCCCGGCGACAGCAGGCCGGGCAGAUACAGCCCCUACCGGCACGGACGCGGGCAGUGCAGCACUAGCAGAGAGGAGCCCCUGCCAGCGAGAGGCCAAGGCUGGCAGGAAGGGGCACUGUGCUGAACCAGGCCAAUAGCAGCAAGGACCUCUCCCUGCCUCUGUGCAGAAGGACCCUCCUGCUGCAGCAGCUGGGAUGGAUGAGAGUUUGGGACCCAGUAGCUGGAACUGCCGCCAUUUCUGGUGGGCGCUGGACAAGAGGUGGAUAUUUCUGUGUAAGCAGAGCAAGAGUGGCAUUAUUGAUGAUUUGCACAUUACUGCCUGGCCAUGGUGACUUAGACAGUUAACAGGAGGUGGCAGAUAAAAUCUUCAAAAGCACCUAUGUGACUUAGGACCCUCCAGCUCAUUGGAAGUCAGUGGGAUUUAGGCUCCUAUUUGCCUAAAUUACUUUGGGUAAAAUUUUCAAA
Molecule: messenger RNA, 1358 nt
Organism: Malaclemys terrapin pileata
Lineage: Eukaryota; Metazoa; Chordata; Testudines; Emydidae
Gene: CLDN23
Product: claudin 23
Exons: 2
Coding region: 1-894 (297 amino acids)
Biological process (GO): bicellular tight junction assembly; cell adhesion
Cellular component (GO): bicellular tight junction; plasma membrane
Molecular function (GO): structural molecule activity
Source: RefSeq, a predicted model, not a curated record